CGUUUAGCAAGGUAGCAGCGGCUAGAAAGAUGCACAGAGCUCGGGCUGUGUACAUUAUAGAGGGGCCUGCAGUAUAGUGUUUGUUUCAUUCACUGCUGUUUCUGCACGACAAGGACGCCAGCAGAAAUGGCCGGAUUAAUCAAAAAGCAGAUUCUGAAACAUUUGUCACGGUUCACGAAGAAUCUGUCCCCUGACAAGAUCAACCUGAGCACGUUGAAGGGGGAGGGGCAGCUUUCCAACCUGGAGCUUGAUGAAGAGGUUCUGCAGAACAUGCUCGACCUGCCUACCUGGCUGGCUGUCACCCGGGUCUACUGCAACAAAGCUGCCAUCAGGAUACAAUGGACAAAGUUGAAAACAAGCCCCAUCUGUCUGUUCUUGGAUAAGGUAGAGGUAGAAAUGCGGACAUGUGAGGAGCCGCGUCCACCCAACGGCCCCUCUCCUAUAGCUAUCACAGCGGGACAGAGCGAGUACGGCUUUGCAGAGAAAGUGGUGGAGGGCAUGUCUGUGAGGAUCAACUCCAUCACCAUCAAGGUGCAGGCUCGUGCCUUCCACGCCUCCUUCGAGCUCUGGCAGUUACAAGGAAACAGCCUGAACCCCAAAUGGCAGAGCAGUGACCUACGAUACACCCGCGUCACCGACCCGAAGAGAGGAGAGGUGCUGACAUUCAAAGAAAUAAACUGGCAGAGUCUACGCAUCGAGGCCGAUGCCAUUGAGAGUAACGACCAGGAUCUCGGUAGCACGCCGCUCCGUCUCAUCACAAACCAGGGACGCAUCCGCAUCGCUCUAAAGCGCAGAAUAAAGGACUGUAACGUGCUGGCGUCCAAGCUGCUCUUCAUUCUGGACGACCUGUUGUGGGUGCUGACGGACUCCCAGCUCAAAGCCAUCAUACAUUACGCAAAAUCUCUGAGCGAGGCCAUGGAGAAGUCCGCCCAGCAGAGGAAGAGCAGGACUGCGGAAUCCCUACAGACUGCUCCUCCUUCUCCUGGCCUGCACAACCUGUGGACAGACACCCCAUCAGCCCCCGCUGGCCCCCCCAGCACCACCAGUCAAUACUUCGAUCUCUACGAUGUAAAGGAGUCUUCUUACCAUACCUUCAUUUCCCGCUUGGACCUACACAUAUGCAACGACAGCUCUUCAUUAGAUGACGAUGAGGCUCCACCACCGGGCUUGCAAGGUGCCAUGCAGCUGACAUUCAGGAAACUGGGCUUUGACUACUAUCCCGUCCAUAGACCGGCUGAUGGAUGUCGGCACUGGGAGCGCUACAGUGGAGCCAUGGAGGCUCAGGCGCAGUGGGCCGGGAAACUCCUGCAGGAGUACCAGAGGAGAGUCCAGGCUUCUGGGAUCCCCGGGCCCAACUCUGAGGGCCCCCAGACGAACAAGGAUUCCCCUGCAAAGACUGUUCGAAAUGGACAGUCCAGCCCUAAGUCGGGAACCUCUCACACUGAGCAGGCAGCAGGCAGGAACUGCGUCACCGCUCCUUCAGGGUCGUCGCUGAAGAGGCUGCGGUCCUGCUGCGUGGUGGUCAGGGUGGAUGACGUGGACAUUCACCAGGUGUCUACAAGAGGCCGUCAAAACAAGAAGACCCGGCCUUUUUUGUCCUGCAACCGUAAAGCUCUGCGUUUACCAGACAACGUUCCAGCAGUUCAUCUGCAGUUCACUGAGUACUACUUUCCUGACAACACCAAUUUUUCAGUGCCCACCUCAAACCUGUAUGCCCAGCUGAACGGCCUGCAGCUCUGUGUGGACCCAGCCAGCGUGCUGUGGAUCAAUCUGUUCUCCAGGGGUCUGCUGCACACCCUGGAUCAGGUCAAAGCUUUCUACCAUUUGCAAGACAGCAACAGGGCAGAAGAACAUGUUGACAUGCGCAUGGAUGCAGCUCAGCUCAAGUUAAUAAUCCCCUUGGACUCUUCCAUAUUGGACCAUCCGGAGCGUCCACAGUCCCUCUCUGUGACUGUCCCCCAGAUGGUCAUCAGCAACACCCGCCUCUGCCCUCACGGCUCUAGAGCUGACCUGAACGGAACCUUUGACAAGUUCUCCAGCUGCCCUUUCUUCCAGCACACUCCUCCCUGCCCUUACCCCAGAGACCAGAGUGCCUUCCACCCCCUCCCCUCCACCUUCCUCCAGCACUCUCAAGACACAGAGCCUCAACCUCUUGACAGGAAGCAGCUACGAUCCCAGGAUGUCUGGUCUCUCAGUAUGUCCCGUGUGACCCUAGGUUUUGACCGCGCCCGGCGAUUCCCCAAAGGCAGAACACAAACUUUUGUUGAACCCUUUGCCCUGUCUGUGUGGAUGUGUCAGCCCUCCGCCUUUAAAAACAAAUUAUCGUCUUCCUCCUCCAGUCCCAGCCUGGCCCACCAGCCUUCUUCAGAGCAGGAGGAUCCUUCACUUGCAUCUGUACACUUCCUUUGCCACACCAUCACUCCAGUAAAGAUGUGGAUCAAUCACUACCAGUAUGUCGCCCUGCUGAGGAUGAAGGACGCCAUGGCUCGGUUGGGGGCGGAGUUAGGCAGGGAUCUACGGGAUGUAAAGCAGGCCCAAGGCAAGAAGACGAAACCUACUACAGUUUGUCUUGCCCUCCUGGUGGACUCGGCAGAAGUGGGUCUCCUGUUGCCACCGGCGUGCACAGAGCCUGAGGAACAAGUCCCCCACACCCCGGAGACAGACAGCGGCAGCAUAACAGACUCUGACAUCUCCCCCACCCAUCACUCUGCGGUGCUGGAGGACAGCGGGUUGGAGAACGGCAUAUCCUCAAUCAACACCCUCUCUGCGUUCGAUCAGGACGAACAAGACGGGGUGGUGGAGGAGGCGUGUGAAGCCGUAGAGGAGGGGGAUGGUUUGACAACAGAUCACAUUCUUUCGCCUCCACUCACACCUGGACACUCCCCCGCACUCUCACGCGAGCCGUCCAACUUUAGCCUGGAGGGAGAGCUGUCGAGCGCCAUCACCGUCACCAAGGAUGCGACCAAAGAUGCCCUGAGUGCCUCGCUGGACCUGACCAAAGGGGCAUUUUCAAUGACAAAGGACGCCUUCAGCAUGCUGAGUCGGGGUUCCGGGAUGAGUAAAUUGUUCAGUCCGCAGGCAAAGGAACAGGUCCAGCGCUCAGAUGAGUCCUCCCCCUCCCUGGCUGCCAGCCUGCGCCGCCAAUCCAUGAAGCAGUCGCCUUCCCAGCAUUCCUUUGAUAGUGCUAUCUUAGAUGGCAGCCUGCCUGACGAAAACCUCUCAGUUGACAGCGAUUUCAGUGAGAAUUUUGUUGUCCUCAUGGACUCAGAAUUUGGGACGGAAUCCAUGCGUCCCAACAACACAGGCAGCCUAGGCAGCCCGGCCCCGGGCACAGAGGGGGGGUCAUCAGCCGACCUCAGCAGCUCUCUGUCUCAAAGUAUAGAGGACGUAUCUCAGGAUAUGUCCUCAGUGUUGCUGCUGGUACUGACCGGUACAGCCUGCACUAUGGAAGUAAAGGGAGAAGACCAAGUUGUGGCUGUAGAGGCCCAGAAUCUGGUCCCGGUGCAGAUGGGCAAUAUCCAGGUAUCAGACCUGCUGGCUGGCCUCGUUCAAGCCCCAGUCUUACCAGCCCAGGAUCGGCCCGGUGUGAGGGGCUCUCCUGUGGUGUGCAUGCGAGCAGAGAUGGGUCCGUCUGCAGCCCGGCACUCAGGUCAGGCCGAGUCUCUGGGCUUCACGGAGAUGAGAGUGCAGAACUGCAAAGUGGAGCUGUUAUCCUCCACGGUGACUAACAUCGGUCCUUUCCUGGAAGAUGAGUUCAGCGCUGAGGGUCAGCCAAUGAAGUUACACAUGAGCAACAUCACAGUCACGUUGAAGGACGAUAGCCCUAAAAUCUACCCUACAGCGCCUCAGCCCGUCCCAGCCUCAUUCAUUGUGGAUCAGCUACUGCUCGAGCGCUGUGAGGAUGGCACGAUGAGACUCAAAGCUGACGGUACAGACCCUAAAGCCUCAGCCUGUGCUCCUGUGGCGGCCCCAAACAGCACAAACUGUUCCUACUCUGUUCAACAGCAAAGCGAGAAACAAGCCCUGGAAUCCCAGCUCUCCGAGGCCCAGACGCUCUCACACGGGCCCUCAGCGAAAGAGAGCAACUCCUUCUGGAAGUCAGGAAGCAUGACCCCGCGUUUGCUCUCUGAGCCUCUCUGUCUGUUUGUCUGUCGCCUCUGAGCCUACUGCUCGUGCUGAGGAACAGUGAUGGGAUGCAUCAGGCUGAAUGUCAAGAACCAGCAACACUCAUUAAAAUCAUGUCUGGAUGUUGGACGUGUUUGAACAGAAGGUAAAGCCAAGUUCUGGCUUUGGAUCACUUCCUAUAUCACAAGAGAUAACAAAAGAGCCUGUAUGACAUACUAAAAGGACAACCUAGUGAACUUACUUAUAGGUAUAUUAAUGGUACUAUUUUCUAAUAUGGCAGUCUAAAUUCCCCUUACUGCUGUAGUGGAGACACAUCAUCCUGGUAAAUUCUCAUCCCAAUCAGUGUGGACAGUCAAGUCAUUGUGUGGUUUCAGUGUUUGUCACACAGCAUGCAAGGGUAAAUAUCACCAAGCUUUAAUUCUCUCCAGUUUAGUAUUUGUGUUUUGGACAUAUUAAGUUGAUCACAUGCCAAAACCUCCUCCUCUUCACAUGCACUGACACUGCCAGACAGCUGCUAGUCCAUGAGUCGCUCCCAUAUACAAAACACAACUUAAUGUCAAGCAUGCUUUGUGAGCCGUGCUAAUUUAGACAGCACAUUAACACAAAACUGUCAUACAACUAAAUAGACUUAGUUAAGUAGAUUACCUCCGUUAGGUGUGAGUUCUUUUUCAUUUGAAAGUAUUAUGACGAUGGUAUCAACUGUUGUAAAUGUGUCGUGGUAGGUAGGAAGAACAAUGCACUUUUUUUUUUUAAAGGGAGCAGAACUACGCUGCUUUCACUGACACACAAAUGCUUCUCUUGCCACCUUGGUUGCUGUCUAUCACCAACAAAGUGGAAUGGUUACACACUAAUGAAGUUUCACUGUUCUUAAAAAGCAGGUUGAACCAUUUCCCAGUGUUAUCUUUCUUUGAGUUGUGUUUAUUUUGUACUGUGAAGCCUCUGAGCUCUCCCUCUGCUGCGGAGAGCGGGGCGCACAGUAGCUCCAGUACUGUAACAGUGUUAGCCUUUUUACUCCAGCACUCUGGUUCAAGAGGUUAUGGAAUAUAACUACAGCUACCAGAGCUAUAAUACUUGAUCUACUUAGAACUCAUUUUGUAGCUUGCCAGGAAACAACUGCUAGUGUUUUCACCUCUGUGCACAUUUCAUGAACUAAUAUAAUUUAUAUUUAUUUAGAUUUGUCAAUGAAUGCUUUUUUCUUAUACCAGAAUUACUUUACAGUGUAUUGAAGCCAUAUCAAUCAAAAAGUUGAGUUUAAGAAAGCUUUGGUACUGGUAAUGUAUACGUUAUGUGAAUGACCAAAUUCAGUACGGAACAUAUAUUUUUUUCUAGGGUUUAAUCCGGAUCUGAAGGAUUGUAUCAGGCAAGUCUUCAAAUGUUAAAAUUUCUGUUUUUCCUUUUUCUUUGCAACAAAUCUGUUGUACGCCUGGAUUCAAACCUUGAUGAACUUGUUCAUCAAUAAGACUUUAAAAGUACAACACUCAGUGUAUGAAUGCUUUUAUGUUGGCAAGAGUUUCUGUUCAAGUGUUCUUUUGUUACAUCAGUGGUUUUGCUUUUUGACUGUGGUUAUAAUUAUCUUUUUUUAUGGUUGCAUAGCUGUCAUCUAUCACCACUCAUCAUUUCCCCCGUGUGCUCAGGAGCCCCCUGGUGGCUGAACUUGCCUGAGCAGUUCCCAUUUAAACACUUUCCUUCCUUUCUUAAACAUCAGAGUUGCCUUGCAAGCUAUAAAGAUAAAUGUGCAUUUUUACAGAGGAAUGUUAAAAAUAUUUAAGCAAUAAAAAGUCAGCUUUGAUUCAAACCCCCCCCCCCCCCAACAAAAAAAAAACAUUACAAGAAAGGUAACACUACACAUUUUUGACGUGGCAUUCUUCAAUUUAAAGGAUCAACUUUGUCAAGGAAAAUGUAUUUAGUGUCUGCCAGGUUUAAAUGUUUUCUCCUCAACUGCAUGAGCACUCAACACAUUUUAAAUAUCAGUGUAAGAAAGCAGAGAUACUGCUGUUAAUCCUCAGUAUAACUUUAGUUGUGUUCUUCUCAGCUUUGAUGUUUUUGUUUUUGCAUGGCCUUAUAAGACAAAGAUACAGUGGUAUGAAGUUGAACCCGGGCUGGAUGUAACAUGUAGCUUUAAGGUUAAUCCAGUCUCCUCUGUCAGGCUCUCUGUUGAGUAGCAUCUCUUCUUUUCUGACUAACUGGUGCUCUGAUUCCAUCUGCUCAUGACCUGUGCUCAUAACCAUGCAAAAAAGAGACGGAUGAGAAGUGAAAGUCAAAAAGUCACUUUAAUCAGACAAAAUGUUGCCAGUGAGGGCAAUUGCAUGUACUGGGGUGAUGUUGCACAGUUUAUGCAUUGUGAAUUACUUGCACUUGUGUGAUAAAUUCACUGGAAAUUGCACUUGUUUUGAUGUAAAUCAGUACUUUUGUCAGUUGUGUAGUUCCAUUAAUUUUGUAUUUUUUCUUUAUCACUUCAUUGAGACUAAUAUAAGAUUGGUUCUGUGAACCAAAGCUAGUAUGUGGAAAAUAUUUUGAAAGUGUAAGAAUAAAUGAUUAAUUGCUGAACACAUUUCAACUGUGCCUUUUACGUUUGAAUAGAACAUGCAUGUUUAUAUGUAAAGAACAUCUGUUAACUUUUUCAUUGUCAUAAAAUAUGUACCAACUAGUA
Messenger RNA from Eleginops maclovinus (Patagonian blennie), 6775 nucleotides. It is a transcript of the gene bltp3a, whose product is annotated as bridge-like lipid transfer protein family member 3A. The record is from RefSeq and is a predicted model, not a curated record. NCBI's taxonomy places the organism in Eukaryota, Metazoa, Chordata, Actinopteri, Perciformes, Eleginopidae.